Molecule: messenger RNA, 174 nt
Organism: Trichophyton verrucosum HKI 0517
Lineage: Eukaryota; Fungi; Ascomycota; Eurotiomycetes; Onygenales; Arthrodermataceae
Exons: 1
Source: RefSeq, a predicted model, not a curated record
AUGAAGAAGACGACGAUGAAGAAGAAGAAGAAGAAGAAGAAGACAUUGCGAGAUGAAGAAGAAGACGAAGUGAUGACGAUGGCAUCUGAUAUGUUUGCUUUUCUCCUCGACAGGCCCCCUAUCUGUCUGUCUGUCUGUCUGCCUGUCUGUCUGUCUAUCGGUCUACCUAUCUAU